AUGCCCACUCCACAACCUCUUCAUAUACUCAUCCAUCUCCACCCUCCAACCAAUGCCCCAACAAUGGCAUCGCAAGACCCAACACUCCUCAAACUCCACUCAGCACACUCCGACGUCAAAACCCUCCUCCAAACCUCAUCGGAGACACAACACAACAUCACAAAAACUGAGACCAGGUUUUCUCUCUCCCAACAAUCGCUCUCAACCGUCUCCAGAAGAAUCCUCCCUCUACAGUCCCUCACCAUGUCGAGAAAAGCCCUCGAUGCCAGAAUCACCAGAGCUGUUUCCCCAGCAGUGGAUCUCCUCAACACGUUCAAGGUUACGGAGGCUCUUCAGGCCAAGCUGGUGACCUUCUCGGCGGAGCUCUCGGCAGAGAAGUCGCAGCAGAGGAGGGUGGAGAAGCUGGUGGAUUACGUUGAGUGCGUGGAGGAAGUGAAGGAGGGGAUAGAGAAGAUAUGCGAGGAGGUGGAGGUAGUGGUUCAGAGGCUGCAGGAGGUGGUGGAGUUUGUGAGCAGGACAAAGGCUGCGGAUCAGUGCAGGGAAGUAAGGCUGAAGGAGGCGUUGGGGACGCUGAAGGGGCUGUAUGAGAUGGAGGUGGAUGAGAUGAGGUUUGAUGGGUUGUUGGAUCAGGCGUUGGUGCACGUGCAGGAUGAGUUUGAGGGACUGUUGCUGAGGAUGAAGCACCGGAACCUUGGGGAUUUCGUGCACCAGCAUGGUGGUGAAGAAAAGGAACUGGGGUCGGAGAUGGAGAUUGAAACCCUCAGAAGAAUUGCAACCACCCUCGCUGCCAAUGAUUGCAUGGACAUUUGCAUUGAUAUAUACGUCAAGGUACUCAUUAACCUUUGUUUCAUCACCAGCUGUGUCAAAUUUUUGUUUAACAUGAUUGAACAGGCGAGAUACAGAAGAGCUGCGAAGGCACUAAUGAAGCUAAACCCUGAUUACCUUCGAACAUACACCACAGAAGGAAUCGACGAAAUGGAAUGGGAAACCUUAGAAACAGCCAUUACCCUUUGGAUUCAACAUUUUGAAGUCGCAGUCAAGAAGGUCCUCUUUUCAGAAAAGAAACUCUGCGAAAAAGUCCUGGGCAAUUUCAUGGAGGGUCUAGUGUGGCCAGAAUGCUUCAUCAAAAUCUCCGACAAGAUCAUGGCCGUGUUCUUCCGCUUCGGAGAAGCCGUGGCCCGAAGCAGCAAAGAGCCCCAGAAGCUCUUCAAACUCUUGGACAUGUUUGAAUCCUUAGAGAAACUCAAACCCGAGAUUUCAAAAAUCUUCGAAGGAGAACCUGGCGUGGACAUAUGCACGCGGUUCCGCGAGUUGGAGAAGCUCAUCAUCGAUGCUUCGAGCAAAGUUUUCUGGGAAUUCGGGCUUCAAAUAGAAGGCAACAUCGACGGUCUUCCACCUCCUCAAGACGGUUCCGUUCCCAAGCUCGUACGUUACGCCAUCAACUACCUCAAAUACCUAACCACGGUUAACUACAAAACAUCCAUGGUCAAGGUUCUCCGAACACAACAAACAUGGAGAGGUAAAGGUGGUAGUACUGAUACUAGUAGCAGUGAGAUGUCAACGGACGAGGGUUUGUUGAAGCAUGCGCUUUCCAACGUGAUGGAGGCGAUUCAGAGGAACAUAGAGUCAAAGAGAUUGUGUUGCAGGGACAAGGUUUUGGUGCAUGUGUUCACGAUGAACACGUAUUGGUACAUUUACAUGAGGACGAAGAACACGGAGCUUGGUGAGGUGUUGGGUGAGAAGUUGAUGAAGGAGGGUUACAAAGGUGUGGCGGAGGAAUGUGCUUACUUAUAUCAGAAGCAAGCGUGGGGGGGUUUGGUGAGGGUUUUGGAUGGUGAGGAUGUGAGGGAGGAAGGGAAAGGGAGUGUGGGAAGAGUGGUGAGUGAGAAGGUCGAGGUGUUCUUCAAGGGUUUGAAUGAGGUUUGUGAGAGGCAUGUUAGAGGGGUGUACAGUAUACCUGACGUCGAUUUGAGGGAUCAGAUGAUGGAGGCUACAGUGAAGCUUGUGGUGUCUGCUUAUGCAGAAUUUUUGGAGAGUUAUUCAGGGUUUUUGAAUAAGAAAGGGUACCCUAGUGUUGAAAGGGUGAAAGGGUUGGUGGUGAAGGCCUUUGAUGGGGGAAGGUUAAGGAGGAAGGGUUCUGCUUCUGGUGAUUGGAAUGUUGCAAGGAACUCUGGGUCUUUGGAGAGGGAUGUUGUGAGAUCAGGAAGUAAUGGUGGUCAUGUUUGA
This is a messenger RNA of Sphenostylis stenocarpa, 2226 nucleotides long. Lineage: Eukaryota; Viridiplantae; Streptophyta; Magnoliopsida; Fabales; Fabaceae. The record is from the annotation of a GenBank genome assembly.